Malania oleifera is the source of this 684-nucleotide messenger RNA. RefSeq lists its product as uncharacterized. The coding region runs from base 1 to 684 and encodes 227 amino acids. NCBI's taxonomy places the organism in Eukaryota, Viridiplantae, Streptophyta, Magnoliopsida, Santalales, Ximeniaceae. The record is from RefSeq and is a predicted model, not a curated record. The transcript has 2 exons. Gene Ontology annotation, molecular function: DNA binding.
AUGGAUUUGCCUGCGCCUACCCUCGUAGUCAUUACUGGAGGUACUCCAACUCCUAGUAUUGGCGCAGCUAGGAUAAAUGUGGCCAUAUUCAGUGGUGGGCCUUCUAGGAUAACUAGCGGUGGUUCAGAUGCUUGUCCAUGGAAUGGUGUUAAACUUGGAGCAUGGAUGGGAUCCAUAUGGAAACCCAACAAAGCACAAUUGGAGAUUUUAAAGGAGGCCUUCCGCAGCAGUCAAGGGGAACUCCCUUCUGUGGAGCAGGAUAUCUUGUUUACAGCACGACUCCGAUUGUAUGGUCCAAUCGAGCUAAGAAAUAUACGCUUUUGGUUUGAAAACUGUAGGCGUAAGAGGGGAUCAGUCGAAGAAGCCACUAUUUCAACUACUGUCCCACCAAUUAUCCAUCUUACCUCCUCCGCCACGACUGCCCCAAGUAGUGCCCCUGCUAUUUUUCCAACUACUUGUACUCUCAUCCCUAUCGACAAGAUUCUGUCUAUGAAACUUACAACUAACAUCACACCAAUGAGUCAUACCCGUUACAAUGGUAGCAUCACAGUCACCACACUAAGAGUUUCGGAUAAUUCUAGUCUACUCCACCAUUUCCAAGAGAUCCAAAACGCGUUAAGACUCAUGUAUGGGCCACCGAUGGUUUGUUAUGAGCAUCCCCACCAAAGGCCACAAGGAGAAUAG